Molecule: messenger RNA, 1740 nt
Organism: Drosophila melanogaster (fruit fly)
Lineage: Eukaryota; Metazoa; Arthropoda; Insecta; Diptera; Drosophilidae
Gene: Fum1
Product: fumarase 1
Exons: 5
Coding region: 107-1594 (495 amino acids)
Biological process (GO): tricarboxylic acid cycle; fumarate metabolic process
Molecular function (GO): catalytic activity; lyase activity; fumarate hydratase activity
Source: RefSeq, marked reviewed
UUGUUGUUUUUUGUUGUUGUUGGUGUUGUUGUGGUGGGCUCGUCCGUGAAAGAUCACUUGCUUGCAAACUUAUUUAUUAAUUACCGACUAAGGAAUAAGCAUAGAGAUGGUGCUACCAUUAUUGCAACGCUCCACGCUUCGCGGCGUUCAACAAAUGACGAAACCCUGGGCCGCCAUUGGAAGUUUGCGUCUGGCCUCCCAGGAGUUUCGCGUGGAGAGCGACACCUUUGGCGAACUGAAGGUGCCCGCGGAUAAGUACUAUGGCGCCCAAACGAUGCGAUCCCAGAUCAAUUUCCCCAUCGGCGGAGCCACCGAACGGAUGCCCAAACCCGUGGUCCAGGCCAUGGGCAUCCUGAAGAAGGCCGCCGCCGAGGUGAACAAGGAGUUCGGACUGGACAGCAAGGUUAGCGAGGCGAUCUCGAAGGCGGCCGACGAUGUGAUCUCUGGCAAGCUAUACGACGACCACUUCCCGCUGGUCAUCUGGCAGACGGGCUCGGGCACGCAGAGCAACAUGAAUGUGAAUGAGGUGAUCAGCAAUCGUGCCAUUGAGCUGCUGGGCGGCAAACUGGGCUCCAAGACGCCCGUGCAUCCCAACGAUCAUGUGAACAAAUCGCAGAGCUCCAACGAUACCUUCCCCACCGCCAUUCACAUCUCGGUGGCGCUGGAGCUGAACAACAACCUUAAGCCGGCGAUUAAGACGCUGCACGAUGCGCUGCGUGCCAAGUCGGAGGAGUUCAAGGACAUUAUCAAGAUCGGACGCACGCAUACGAUGGAUGCGGUGCCAUUGACGCUGGGCCAAGAGUUCAGCGGCUAUGCCCAGCAAUUGGCCUACGCCCAGGAGCGCAUCGAUGCCUGUCUGCCGCGCGUCUAUGAGCUGGCUCUGGGCGGCACUGCUGUGGGUACGGGUCUGAACACACGCAAGGGAUUCGCCGAGAAGUGCGCUGCAAAGAUCGCCGAGCUGACCAGCCUGCCCUUCGUUACCGCGCCCAACAAGUUCGAGGCACUGGCUGCCCGCGAUGCCAUGGUGGAGGUGCAUGGUGUGCUCAACACGAUCGCCGUUAGCCUGAUGAAGAUUGCCAACGAUAUUCGUUUCCUUGGCUCCGGACCGCGUUGCGGUUUGGGUGAGCUCUCGCUACCGGAGAACGAGCCAGGUAGCUCCAUCAUGCCCGGCAAGGUGAAUCCCACGCAAUGCGAGUCGCUGACAAUGCUCUCCGCCCAGGUGAUGGGCAAUCAGGUGGCGGUGACCAUCGGUGGAUCCAAUGGGCACUUCGAGCUGAAUGUAUUCAAGCCCCUGAUCGUGUCCAAUGUGCUGCGCUCCAUUCGGCUAUUGUCUGAUGGCAGCAGGACCUUCACUGCCAACUGUGUGAAUGGCAUCCAGGCGAACCGCGAGAAUAUUGCCAAGAUCAUGAACGAGUCGCUCAUGCUGGUGACCGCUCUGAAUCCGCACAUUGGUUACGACAAGGCUGCGAAAAUUGCAAAGACGGCGCACAAGAAUGGCACCACACUCAAGGAGGAGGCCAUCAAUUUGGGUUACCUGACGGAGCAGCAGUUCAACGACUGGGUGCGACCCGAACAGAUGCUGGGACCCAAGUGAAGUGGAGCCAAGUAGGCCGACGACGAAAUCCAUCAUUCAAUCAUCGCUGUCAUCGGAAUCGCAGUGUGAUUUUCUAGAUCAGAUCGUUUUGUUGUAUAUGAAUCGCUCGGAAACACAGAACCAAUAAUAAUUGAAAAUGCUGAAGC